UAAAAUUGUCAUGGCAACCACCACUUGAAGCCAAUUCAGAAAUACUCUACUACAUUGUCAGAGUUUGGUGAGUUUCUUUAUCUACUUAUCUCUGUCUCUUUGACUCUGUUUAAAAAACAGAACACAUUGCAAUAUAAAUGGGUGCUCUCUUUGUUAGGAACAAAACAACUGAGCUAUGGCAGAACGUCACAGAGACAUCAGUGGUUAUUAAUGUAGACUCUGAGAGUCGCUACAAUGCCUCUGUCUCGAGCUGGACAAGACUGGGAGAUGGAGGAGUACUGAUCUACAUCAGCUUUACCACCACCAAUGCAGAGCCAUUUGACCCCCCGCAGAAUGUGACUUUUGCAAAUGUGACCGCCUCCUCUGUCACCUUGCUGUGGCAUCCGCCUACUGAACCCAAUGGAAUUAUUGUACACUACACAAUUUACUACUCUCAUAACAACAGUGUGACUGAGCAGAGGGUUCCCAUUUCAGACUUACCUGCCCGUGCCUCUCCUGAUUCAGUCCUCUGCUACACUCUGACUCGGCUGACUGGGGGCACAAACUACACCUUGUGGAUGACCUCCAGCACUGUGCAAGGGGACGGAGGAGUCCGGAGCAAUCCAGUAGCCCUGUUCUUACCGGAGGAUGCUGCUCCACUCUCAGCCAAGCACCGGACCUCCAGGGCACCUUGUCUCUCCCGCACAGCCAUGCCCAGCAGGGGCUCACUCCCCUGGGCUCAGACCCCCACACACACCUGGCCCCUCAUACCCACUCAUUCAUCUUAUGGAUCUGUCGAGUUUAAUCUCCCCUUUCCCCUUCAUCUCCCCUUUUUUUCCCUACUCUGUGUACCAUGGGUUAUUUUCGGAGGGGCUGAGAUGAAGAACAGGAUGAGUAUUUUCUCUUUGAUCCCUUUCUUUCCCCAGGUUUUCAGUGGUUUCAAGUUUCCCUCCUAAACACCUCUGUAUAUCUCUGGAUGGCAUGUUAAUUUCAUAGAAUAUUAUUUGUGUGUCUGUUUACUGUACUGUUUUACUUUGCUGUGUGUCUCUGUUGCUAAAGUAAUGUCAUGCCGUAUUGUUCUACUUGAUGUGCUGUUUGUUAAUUACAACAAUGCUGCCAAUGAUUGUGACAGUGCUUGUGACAGAGAAUGAUAAUGAUGAUGAUGAUGAUGAUGAUGACUGGUGCGCUGUUCAUUUUCCCUCAGACAUCAGAGUGCGUAUGGUUGAUUGAUGCCCCAAUUUACUGCCUCGUAGUAUAAUACACUCACAUCAAGAGGCUCAGAGUUUUCAAGUUUUUUCACUGGUAGUUAAUAAUAGUCUAUUAUUAACACUAUUCUACUUGUCUACCUUUUCAG
Molecule: messenger RNA, 1333 nt
Organism: Micropterus salmoides (largemouth bass)
Lineage: Eukaryota; Metazoa; Chordata; Actinopteri; Centrarchiformes; Centrarchidae
Product: phosphatidylinositol phosphatase PTPRQ-like
Exons: 4
Coding region: 138-935 (265 amino acids)
Molecular function (GO): protein binding
Source: RefSeq, a predicted model, not a curated record